This is a messenger RNA of Myxocyprinus asiaticus (Chinese sucker), 2145 nucleotides long. RefSeq names its product transmembrane protein 72 (gene tmem72). Lineage: Eukaryota; Metazoa; Chordata; Actinopteri; Cypriniformes; Catostomidae. Bases 212 to 970 code for a protein of 252 amino acids. The transcript is spliced from 5 exons. The record is from RefSeq and is a predicted model, not a curated record.
UUUGGGUUUUAGUUUUUAUGUUAGGCUGAUUAUUAAGGUGAAAGCUUCACUGGGAACUAGCCUACAGCACCCACCAGCUCAGGCAAGGAGAUUACCGACCAUGGGGCCAUAGUGGCACUGGCUCUACUGCCAUCCUUACACAAAUAUUUAAAGUUCUGCUUAGCUAUCAAAAACCAGAAGUUUCUAAAUUAGCAGUCCUUUCAUUUUGGCCAUGAAGGGCUCAGCUGUAUGGGUUAUGGUGGAAUGUACUUGCCGAGUUCUUGGCAUCUCGACUGCUGCAGUGCUUUGUGCUGUGGGCAUAGAGACUCUGACACAGGGGGAGUUCAAAAGCCUGGCCGUAUAUCUCCUGUUCUCCUCGGUGGUGAUAAUGCUUUUUGAAGUUUCCUAUUUCAUUGACGCUCUGUUGGCGAUGUGCUUUCCUUGUCCACCCACAUGGAAGUUCUUCAUUGUUUGGAAGAAGAUGGCCAAAGUUGGGGGGUUCCAGAAAUUUCUAUACUACACAAUGAUGUCCGUGAUGUGUUUCCUGCAUCCGGUGCUUGUAUGGCAUGCAGUAAUACCAGGAAUUAUGCUGCUAGUGACCGGAUUCUUUAACUUCAUACUGAGCAAAAAGAAAAAGUCAGAUCCACCUAAAGAGCGCAGUGCAUCUUAUGGUGACCCAGCAAUGUCUUCUGUCGGUGUCACAGACAUGGGGGAUACUGAACAGACACUUUCUUUCUUCCACAUCACCACAGGCAAAAGAGCAUCUUUUUUCCCCAGCAAUAGCCAAUUAUACGGCCCAACAGACAGCGCCCAGUCAAUGCUUGGGCAGGACCAGUCAGCGAAGAGUGCACAGCGCAAGAAAAGACAAACAGACACAAGAAAUGUGCACUUCAUUGAGAGUUUCAGACAGGAUGAUAAUGAGAUGGAAGAAUACCAUGAGAUGGAACCAGAAGAGAUCACGUCAGAUAAAGCACCAAUGAUUAGACUGUAAAUGUUAACUUGGGUUAUAAUUUUGUGUGUGUGUGUGUGUGAAAAGUUAAUACAAAUACCUGUUGUUAGAUUAUGCCCAAUUAUUUAUAGACCUGAAGUUCUAAAUUAAAUUUAUGUUAAUUUUUGUUUGUUCACUUUGGAAAUAGUUAUAUAUCAAGAAAGUUGUCUAGUGUGCAGCCCCUCAAUGGCCAUUCGCAGUGAGUAGAAUCUCUUGCUCUUUUAAGCUGCACAUUGUAUGUCAUAUUUAAUUUGUUCUGUGAUAUGUCAAAUUACAUGAAACAAGGCAGUCCUCCCAUUAAAAACAUGCAUAUAACAGCCCAAAAUGCUGCCUUAUUGGGCAUCUUUUUUCAAACCCUAAAUGUGUGUGUUUUUUCAACUUCGGGCACUUUCAUGUCCAGGAGUUGGUUUUUAUUAAAACAAACAGAUUUCAACUUUUUUCUUUAUCUUAUAUGAAGGUCUCAUGUAAACUGAAUUGGAAACUUUCAUUAUUUAUUUCAUAAUUUAUUUUUUACUUCAUUUCUUUUUGGUCAUUUUAAUUGCCUUCUAUGUAUAUAUUUUACCUUGUCCCAGACCCAGACUUUCAAUAUUAAACUGUGAAAAUCCAUCAUAAAAAUACAAAUUAUUACAUGUUCAAACCUAUGAUAAUCUUAAAAUAAACAUAAACCAUUUUAGUAUUUAUUGUGUAAAAACAAAUUUUAAUUUUUUUCUUGACCACACCAAAUGAUUUUGUCCCUAAUAUAUAUUAUUAUUAUUAUUAUAAUUAUUAUUAUUAUUUUGUUUUUGUUUUUUUCAAAAGUUAGUGCAGUUGUUUACCAAGUCAACAAAAGUGUCAGUGAAGAGCAUGCUUGACAUGAAAUAUGAAAAAAAUGUUGUUUGAAGAAAACAGAAAAUUCAAGGUAAAUGUAACUUGUGAGCCGAAUAUUUUUAUUGGCCAUAAUUUCCAAUGAAGCUGUAAUUUUGCCAAAUUAUGCAAAAAGUGUGAAAUAUUUAAUUUUGUAUAUUUAGCAUACAUAUUGUAUAAGGUUGGCUAUGAAAUUAGCAAAAGUAAGAAAAAGGAGUCGGUCAUGUUAUUUUUAAAAUGUCAUUUCCAUCACUGUCAGUUCUACCACGGAAUUCUAAACCAAAUACAGCAUUUGUGAUUUCCAUGACUUUCAGAAAAAAAUAAAUUACAAAAAU